Messenger RNA from Ogataea parapolymorpha DL-1, 1353 nucleotides. RefSeq names its product Conserved oligomeric Golgi complex subunit 8. NCBI's taxonomy places the organism in Eukaryota, Fungi, Ascomycota, Pichiomycetes, Pichiales, Pichiaceae. The transcript has a single exon. The record is from RefSeq and is a predicted model, not a curated record. Gene Ontology annotation, cellular component: COG complex. The coding region runs from base 1 to 1353 and encodes 450 amino acids. Gene Ontology annotation, biological process: cytoplasm to vacuole targeting by the Cvt pathway; intra-Golgi vesicle-mediated transport.
AUGAUGAGUGAAUCAACGGGCUUACUUUUGGAAACAUUAUGGAACGAGCUUCCUACAGAGGUUGAGAAUUUGCUGGAUACCUCUGAGGCUUACAAAACGGAUGCGCUGAAAUUUCUUACUGAUUUGUUAGAUCAGGAUAGAUCAGAGACUUUGCUUUCUACGAACGUGAAACCAAGCUUCGAGACCGAACAUUCUGGACACACUUUGAUAGAACGAAUUGCAGAGCUGGAAUCAUCGCAACGAAUCCUAGAAGCACAAAUUAAAAAGUGUGUCCAUUCAAACCUAAACAAUUCUCUAAAACUAAACAAGGUCUAUACUGAUUGUGUCUCUAUGUUCAAAAAUGACUUCAAUGAAUGCCGCGAAUUUCUAUCCACCAAUUUCAGCAAGUCAGAAGAUGCUAUGGACACACAGCAGAAAUCGGAAGAGAGCAAUUGGAAAGAUUUACUAAAAACUCAACAUCCGUACUCGAAACAUGAACAACUGCAAGAAAAUCGGCAAUCGUCGUCUAUCAUUUUGAGCAAAAUGGAUAAUAUUAUGGACAUAUUAGAGCUCCCUGCUCUUGCCAAUGCUUGUGUAAAGACGGGCCAUUAUGCUGAGUGCGUAGAAAUUGCGUCACAUGUGCGAAGGCUGUCAAUCAGGUAUUCAGACAUUGCUAUCAUUCAGAGAGUGGAGCAUGAUGUUCAACUCGAAAUAAGAGAAAUGGUGAAUGGACUCAUACGAUUACUGAACACCGAUCUUCGCCAAUCUUCGAUCAUAAAGAUUGUCACUUAUUUGAAGCGUAUAGGCCCAUUCCAGAAAAGGCUAAAAGAACAGGAGGAUAACAGAUUAGUUCAGGAAAGAGAUACAGAAUUGGUCAGUAACGAAUUCCUACAAAAAAUAUUCCUGAAGUCUCGUUACCAAUUCAUCUUGAAUGAGCUCGAUGUGCUCGUUCCAUUGAAGAAGAGCAACUCUAUUGACAACUACCUAAAACGGUGUGUUGAAGUAAUCAGAGAGCAUUGUUUUCAAACUGUUGUGACCUUUGAGUCUAUAUUCCCAAAUGAUAAUAGCAAGGCAGUCAAGAAUCUCCUUUACUCUUUUAUCAAAUCUUUGAUAUAUCGUUUAUGUGAAAUAUUGAAAGAGAAUUGGAGCCAAGUUGGAGAUACAAAUAAGGAUGGAUUACUUUUGCAACUCAUCUACUGUUCUCAGAGUCUCGGGAGAAUUGGCGGAGAUUUCAAUGUCAUAAUUCUUGAUCAACUGAAGGACGCUAUUGAUAAAGAGAAUUGGUGCACUGUUCUAAGGAAACAGCGUGAGCUGAUAAAAUCUUUGAGCAAAAGCAUGGACGAACGCAACGUUCACAAACCAAUUGAUGUGUAG